AUGCCACUUUUCAGCUGGAUGAAAUGGCCAAAACCCGAUCCCUACAAGCAAGCACACUAUCCUGGCUCGCAUGUAGCGACAACAACCUUGCUUCAGGAAUUAAAAUGGCAUCUAAAGGAGCGUGAGAGAUUAAUACCAGAGACUGGGAGUGAACAGAGAGAGCAGAGAUCAGGCAUCAACUACAGCUGCCUGAGAGGCCCUCAUGUGGCCAUCCCAGCCCCUGAACACAGACAGCUUGACGUUCUUUGCUCCCAAGCGUGACCAUGUCAGACAUUCUCAGCAGGAUUUCGAGAACUUCUGGCAGAAAAUGAUGUCCUUCCCUGGGAAAUAGUCUACAUAUUCAAGCAAGUUCUCAAAGAUUUCCUUGGGAGUGCCGGCAGAGGGGGCCAGCACGCUGGCGGCCUGUGGGACCCUGGCGUCACCAGCCACCCUGCCUCUAUGACAGACCAAGAUAAAAUACCCACGGUAUCAAGUUACAUAAACAGAAACGCCAAGAACAGGCCCCUGUCCUGCUCACACAGAGUAUGGGACCCGCCAUAUCCUUCCCCACCAAGUUAA
Molecule: messenger RNA, 558 nt
Organism: Phodopus roborovskii (desert hamster)
Lineage: Eukaryota; Metazoa; Chordata; Mammalia; Rodentia; Cricetidae
Gene: Rd3l
Product: RD3 like
Source: RefSeq, a predicted model, not a curated record